This is a messenger RNA of Mytilinidion resinicola, 3693 nucleotides long. RefSeq names its product DNA repair protein. The record is from RefSeq and is a predicted model, not a curated record. NCBI's taxonomy places the organism in Eukaryota, Fungi, Ascomycota, Dothideomycetes, Mytilinidiales, Mytilinidiaceae. Gene Ontology annotation, molecular function: DNA-directed DNA polymerase activity; deoxycytidyl transferase activity; damaged DNA binding. Gene Ontology annotation, biological process: error-free translesion synthesis; error-prone translesion synthesis. The coding region runs from base 83 to 3571 and encodes 1162 amino acids. Gene Ontology annotation, cellular component: nucleus. The transcript has 2 exons.
UUCAAAGCCCGCACCACGACAAUGAGCCUGUCCGAGGUGGCGGACUUGCUACCAGGGCACUCGCGUAAUACCUUUGCGCAAAAUGGGCUCCAGGCUAGAGAGCAAUUCGAAUGCGGUGCGAAAGCGCAUCGAGAACCACACUUUCGAUGAUGAGGAUGGCGACGAGUAUGAGAGCUCCAAGUUUGGAGGCUUCUCAGACUACUUUCGGCGCAAGAAGAUUAAGCUGCAGAAUCGCGAUGCCGAGUUGCGCUCGCAGUCGGCAGACAAGCCCCCCAUCUUUCGAGGAAUCGUCGCGCACGUUAACGGUUAUACGCAACCAUCUCUGAACGAUCUUCACAAACUCAUUGUGUCACAUGGAGGAGGAUUCAUGCAAUAUCUGGACGGCAAGACCACAGUCACGCACAUCAUCGCUAGCAGCCUCACGCCGAAGAAAGCAAUGGAGUUCAAGAGAUAUCGAAUAGUCAAGCCUGCCUGGGUUGUUGAAAGUGUGAAGGCUGGAAAGCUUCUGCCUUGGGAUAGUUUCCGGGUUCUAGAUGAAGGCGCCGGCCAGAGGAUAUUGAGGUUUGACAACGGGAAAGUUGUCAGCCAGGCAAAUACACUGUCCAGGGGCUACCGGGACCAGACGGAUACAAGUUGGUAUACAAGUCAGCUCAAAGGGGCAGAUAGUACACCAAGUGGUUCAGUGUGCACGCCAUUCCUGAAAAAUCGACCACCGACGCCGGACGAAGAUGACAUUGUCGAUCUCCCUCCCUCACACCAACCCGAAUUCAGUGUAGAUGACGAUGAGCCCGUAGCACCUGUUAUUCAGGAGGACAGUGCUAUCAGGGAUGCCGAUCUUGUAACUCCGCCAAAGACUAGCUCACCCUUUCGACACCUCGAUUCAGCUCUCUCGAAUUCGAGCCCAGACCCACCAGUGGCCAACUUUCAGGAUCCAGAUGUUCCUCCUGCACGAAAUAAUAAGAGAUCCAGUGACGACGACGUUGCCUCUCUAUCUAAGAAGACGAAGUUGACGGCAGAAGAACAUAAUGCGAUUUUGCUCGCUGAUCCGAAAAUCCGAAAGUCUACUGUUGUGGAUCCCAAUUUUCUAGAUCAGUACUACCGCGAAUCACGUUUACAUCAUCUUUCGACAUGGAAGGCAGACUUGAAGUCUCAACUUCAGGUAUUAGCAGCAGAGAAGUCUUCAUCCCAAAAAACUAAACAGAAGCGGGCCCCAGGUGCAAGGCGAUAUAUCCUCCAUGUUGACUUCGACAGCUUCUUCGCUGCCGUGUCCCUCAAGAAGCAUCCUGAAUACAAGGAAAAGCCUGCUGUAGUUGCUCACGGAAACGGCAGUGGAUCCGAGAUUGCCAGUUGCAACUAUCAUGCCAGGAAAUUUGGGGUGAAGAACGGGAUGUGGAUGAAGCGAGCACAAGAACUAUGCCCGGAGUUGAAAAUUUUGCCCUAUGACUUUCCGGCCUAUGAAGAAGCUAGCAGAAGCUUUUACGACUGUAUUCUCGCUACUGAUGGUAUAGUACAAAGUGUGAGCGUUGAUGAAGCACUUGUCGAUAUAUCGACACUUUGUGCGGCGGAAGGUGGAUCUGAUGGUAGGAAAGUCAGCGAAGGGAGCAUCUAUCGAGAGCAGGCUAAGGCGGACGGAGUAGCUCAAGCGUUGCGAGAUGAGAUCAGGAAAAGAACGGGAUGCAAUGUUUCAGUGGGCAUUGGAGGCAACAUCCUCCUAGCCAAACUUGCUCUCCGGAAAGCGAAACCGGCCGGUCAGCACCAAAUCAAGCCUGAAGAUGUCCUCGACUUCAUUGGUGAUCUGCAGGUGCAAGAUCUUCCGGGCGUUGCGUGGAGUACUGGAGGAAAACUAGAAGAAAUAGGGAUAAAGUUGGUGAAGGAUAUCAGGGACGUAACAAAGGAAAGACUGGUCCAAACGCUGGGUCCAAAGACAGGCGACAAGCUCUGGGAGUACUCCAGAGGUAUCGAUCGGGCUGAAGUUGGCGAACAAGUGGUCCGAAAAUCCGUUUCUGCCGAAGUGAACUGGGGCGUUCGAUUCGAAAAUCAAGACCAAGCGGAUGAAUUCGUUGGAAGCUUAUGUGCGGAGCUAAGCAAGCGGUUACUCAAGGAACGAGUCAAAGGUCGCCAAUUUACGAUGAAGAUCAUGAGACGCUCUCCAGACGCACCUCUAGAUCCACCCAAGCAUCUUGGACAUGGAAAAUGCGAUACUCACAACAAAAGCUUGUUGCUUGGGGUUGCUACGAAUGCCACAGAGGUUCUAGCCAAGGAAGCGUUAUCGAUUAUGAAAGGCUUCGGCUUUUCUCCCGGCGAGCUACGGGGAAUUGGAGUUCAAAUGACCAAACUAGAACCGAUAAAAGCGGCUAUAGGUGGACAAACGGAUGGUAGCCAGAGACGUCUCCAAUUCAGGGUCAGCGAACCAAAAGUUCAUGUCGCCAAAGCAGAUGAUCCUAUCCAAGACGAUAUCCAGACGCCAAAGAAACCAAGAGCCCAACCAGAUCAACUUGCCUUCGGCGCUGAAAGUUUGAACAAGGACAGCCCAAGCAGAAGGCCUCUGAACACGCUAGGCACGCAGUUUAUACUUCCCUCUCAGGUUGAUCCACAAGUUCUCGCUGAACUUCCCGGAACUAUCCGAGCUAAACUAGCAAGACAUGCUCGUCCUACCUCACCAUCUCCUCUCCAUCGAGCCAGGCCUAGAAAAGCUCCAUUUACUUUGACAGCUUUACCUGCCGAGUCUCAACUCGAUCCUGAGAUCUUAGCUGCACUCCCUGACGAUGUUAAAGCAGAAGUACUUGCGCAAUAUCAGGAAACCCCCGGAUCGCCCUCUAGACGCACUGGCGACCAACCCGUUCUCCCCCAAUCAUCCCGCGAAAACAGAAUCCUGCCCCCAGUCUUCAAGAAAUCCGCACCUACUCUCCCCCGCAAACGCGGCAGACCUCCGAAGUCUGCGACAUCUACCACGGCCUCUGGCGGAUCUACUUUAACGCAGUCCAACUUCAUUACCACCAAAACCUCUCGCUCCCGCUCGGGAAGCACAGAACCCGGCAACAUCAAGCCAUCCGAAGACGAAGACCUAGACCCAGACUUCCUCGCUGCCCUUCCCGAAGACCUCCGCCGCGAGGUGCUGGAAGAGCACCGCCGUAAGCGCCUCGAAGUCCGCUCGAACCUUGCCAUCGCCGCAAACAAUGCCCGCAAGGCUAACGCUCCAGCUCCUGCGCCGUAUCAGCCACGCCUUCUUCAGAUUACGCGGCCGAAAUGCCCGACGUUUACGACGCAGACGCUGUGGCAGAUGGACGAGCUGAGGGAGGCUAUCACGGCGUGGUGUGAGGAGUUUCGAGAGGAUGGGCCGUACAAGGAGGACCUGGAGGCGCUGGGAGUGUAUCUAGUUAAGGUGGUUGAGGAGGAGGGGGAUCUGGCGAAGGCGGUGGCGGUGGUGAAGUGGCUGGUUUGGGUGGUUGAGGAGGGAGCUGACUCAGGUGAGAAAAUGGAUAGGGCGAAGUGGGAGAAGGCGGUUGAGAGGGUUAAAGACGAGGUUCAGGGAGCUAUUAAGAGGAGGGGGUUGGGAAGGGUGGAGUUCUGAGUGUUUGACAUGCAUUCGAGGCAUUUGUUUAUGGGAUAGCACUGUGCUUGUUGUAUGAAUUAUAUGCUUCACGAUUGACAUAGAGCAUUUAAGCUCCCUUAAACAAAGCGGUAGUUCACGUA